This is a messenger RNA of Lodderomyces elongisporus, 963 nucleotides long. It is a transcript of the gene FSH3, whose product is annotated as putative serine hydrolase. The coding region runs from base 1 to 963 and encodes 320 amino acids. The record is from RefSeq and is a predicted model, not a curated record. NCBI's taxonomy places the organism in Eukaryota, Fungi, Ascomycota, Pichiomycetes, Serinales, Debaryomycetaceae. The transcript has a single exon. Gene Ontology annotation, cellular component: cytoplasm; nucleus. Gene Ontology annotation, molecular function: hydrolase activity.
AUGUCAACUACUUCACAAAAAACAAUUUUAUUCCUCCAUGGCUAUACUCAAAAUGCAUCGAUUUUUCGUGCAAAAUCCUCAGCGCUUCGUAAGAAGCUCAUGAAAUUGGGUUAUAAUUGUGUUUAUUUAAAUGCACCAUAUGUUUUGACACCAGCAGAUUUACCUACAUCUUCCGAUGGAGACUCGUCGUUAUCGAAAUUUGGUUCGGUUGCAUCAGAUGCAGAACAUCAUAUUACCUAUAGAGGCUGGUGGAUCAAACCUAACAAAGGUAACGAUUUUGUCGAGAUUGACAAGAGUUUUGAUGCCGUGAAAAACUAUAUCAACAAGGGAGAAAUUCUUCCAGACGACGAGGAGAUAAAAAAGGAGAAUAUUCAGAUAAAAAAAGAGGCAGAAAAUGAACAAAAAAAGGAUAAGGAAGCAACUGAAGGAAAAAAGAGCGAGGAGGUUGUUGGUAUUAUUGGUUUCUCUCAAGGUGGAGCAUUUGCCAACUUGAUUGCUCACAAUUUCAAUACUUUAUUCAAUACCAACACCUCCUUGAAAUUCGUCAUACUGUACUCCAGCUUUAAGCUUGAUACACUGAAAAGGGCAGGUAAUGAGAAAUACAUGAGUUAUUAUCCGCUGGGUCAAGAUGACUUGGACCAGAGCUCAACUCGGUAUUUACAUGUCUUGGGGGAAUUGGAUACUGUUGUAGACGAAAGUCGGAGUUUAGCCAUAUACGAAACUACGAAAAGUAGAAGUGAUUUGUUGAAACAUCCCGGUGGACAUUUUGUGCCCAACUCAAAGGUUUAUGUUGAUCAAGUUUGCAAUUGGAUACAGAGCGUCACAACCGACGAAGUGGAGAAAAGUAAAAAUGGAACUAAUGACAAUGGAGUCAAAGAUGAGACAAACAAAUUUUCUCAAAAGGAUACAAAAGAUGAUAUCGACGAUCUAUUGGCCAUGAUGGAUGGGUUUGGAAAAGCAUAA